This is a messenger RNA of Theileria equi strain WA, 681 nucleotides long. RefSeq lists its product as hypothetical. The transcript has a single exon. Bases 1 to 681 code for a protein of 226 amino acids. NCBI's taxonomy places the organism in Eukaryota, Apicomplexa, Aconoidasida, Piroplasmida, Theileriidae. The record is from RefSeq and is a predicted model, not a curated record.
AUGCAGAACUGCAUGCGUAAUAAGGCCCAUAUAAUCAACAUUAUGCAAAUUGAUAAUUAUUACCAGUGCUCCUCCUGCAACAGACCCAAGAUCAUUCUACACUCCACUGAUGAAAAUGGUUAUAAAAAGUUUACUCAUGCAGUAAGUGAUUCAGAUUGUAUUGGUAAAUUAGUAGCAGGAAGUAGUACACAGGAAGGAAUAGAUUCUACCAAGGAUGUUAGAGCUGUCACAGUAUUUCAUUAUCCUCCUGAAAACCCAAACCCUACCUUAAUUUAUAUUCCUUCCGGAGGCAAAAAGUGGUAUCAGAAGAAACCUAAUGAGAAGAAUAAAUGGGAAGUAGUUUCUGAAGGUACCCCUGAAGAUGAUGGUCGCAAAGAUGAAAUAUUAGCCCUCCUCCAAAAGAUAAGGCCUAAUGCAGUACAUAAUGAAACUACUUCACAUGCCCAUGAAGAAGGCCCGGGAAAUACAGGAUCAGAGACAGACACAGUUAAAACUCAAUCCUCCACUCCUACCACCUCUAUUUCUCAAAAUACUUCGUCUUCUACUGUUAGCAUAAUAGUUGGGGCAGUACUGGGAGUCAUUCUCGCAGCUAUUGUCAUUCGUGAGGGUAUCAUGCUACGCAGGAACCCAGAAAAAAGCGUCACAACGAGACUAAUGAAUAGAUUCCACAGGCUAAAAUAA